UGUCACCGAGUAUACGCGGCAGGCAAUAAGUUGACGGGAAGGAAGGAAGGUCUAGGGCACGCGAAUCGUGCGCGAAUCAUCGAACGCGAGAAAUGAAUCCGCGAGAUCGCGCAAGGGGGCGCGUAUAAUUAAUUGACAUUGCCGAGGAAAUUCGGAGUAAUCAGAAUUUCGAGCUGCGUGCCGUCUUACCCGUUUCGCAGAGAAGUUUAUCGCAUCUCACAUUAAAUCGGAUCCGAGUGUAGAAACCGUCGAAGAUAGACGACCUCGUCGCCCCCUUAUUGUCUGCCGAUCGAUUACAAAAUUCGCCGAUUUGAUCAUGAGCGUACGUUGUUGCUUGAUUAGUGCGGGUCGUCUAGCAUCCUCUAACCAUGUUGCCAACCAUGUGCACAAAAUUGUGAGGGUUGUGGCCAGUAGAACCUUGACAACCAGUGGCAGCUUGGCGAAAGCUCCGACUGAGCCUACACCACCUUCCAAAGAUACUAUCUCGUCGAGCGGGGCCUCUAGUAAUGGUACUGGAGGUGGAAAAAAGAACACGCUCACCUGUCCAAAAUGUGGAGACCCUUGCACGCACGUUGAGACAUUCGUGUCAUCUACUAGGUUUGUCAAGUGUGAGAAAUGCCAUCAUUUCUUCGUUGUACUGUCAGAGAUUGACUCGAAAAGGAGCUUGAAAGAAGCACUAAGACCGGAAGAUAGUAAACAAGGAUUUUACAGAAAGCCACCUCCACCUCCAAAAAAAAUAUUUGAAUAUUUGAAUCGACAUGUGGUGGGUCAAGAAUAUGCCAAAAAGGUGCUGAGCGUUGCCGUUUACAACCAUUACAAACGAAUCUACAAUAAUUUGCCAGUACAAAAUUCGCAAACGCAGACCAACACUAAUCCGGUUGGCACGCAGGAAACAAAUCAUCCCUUCACUCACAGAGGUCUUAAACCACACCUGCUGCAUAUAUCGGGGAUUGGAAACCCGUUUCCAGGAGUCGGAUUUCAGCACACUGUUAAUCCGGGAGGCGAUCAGAAAUCGACGAGCAGUCAAACGGCUCCGGGAUCGGCUAUACUAGAUAGCAAGCAGCACCUGCUGAAAUUAGAGAAAAGCAACAUUUUGCUACUUGGCCCGACGGGCUCUGGGAAAACGUUGCUCGCACAAACUAUAGCGCAGUGCCUCGAUGUCCCGUUCGCUAUUUGUGAUUGUACCACCCUGACGCAAGCCGGUUACGUCGGUGAGGACAUAGAGAGUGUCAUAGCCAAGCUCCUGCAGGACGCCAAUUACGUAGUGGAGCGUGCACAGAUGGGCAUCGUCUUUCUGGACGAGGUCGACAAGAUAGGAGCCAUUCCCGGUAUCCAUCAGCUGCGAGACGUGGGUGGGGAAGGUGUGCAGCAGGGAAUGCUGAAGAUGUUAGAAGGAACGAUCGUGAAUGUACCAGAAAGGAACAGUUCGAGAAAGUUGCGCGGGGAGAUGUUACAAGUGGAUACUACGAAUAUUCUUUUCGUCGCGUCGGGGGCGUACAGUGGUUUGGACAGACUGAUCGCGCGGCGCAAGUCGGAAAAAUAUCUCGGAUUUGGCGCGACGCCCGCGGCCGAGAGUCCGGGUAGGCGGGCAGCAACUUUGGCCGACGUCGCCAAUAUGUCACCUUCAACCGAGAGGGACAAUAAGGAGAAGGACAUGCUUCUGCAACAGGUAGAGGCUAGAGAUCUCAUCGAUUUUGGCAUGAUACCCGAGUUCGUCGGCAGAUUUCCCGUACUCGUGCCUUUCCACACCCUCGACAGGGACAUGCUGACGAGAAUUCUCACUGAACCGAAAAAUGCCAUCAUUCCUCAGUAUCAGAUGCUAUUUUCAAUGGACAAGGUGGAAUUGACGUUUGAUAUUGAUGCGUUGAAUGCAAUUGCCUCUUUGGCAAUGGAAAGAAAAACGGGGGCACGUGGUCUGCGUGCGAUAAUGGAAUCUUUACUGUUGGAACCUAUGUUCGAGGUACCAGGAAGUGAUAUAGUAUCGGUUCAUAUAACAGAACAGUGCGUAAAAGGCGUCGAAAAACCACAAUACGUUAAACGAGAUGAUAGCAAUGAGGAUGAUAUUCAACAAGCGCAGCAUGUACAUAAUUAACAAAUAAUUAAAGAAUGUGACACUUUGGUAUAAUUUUUUUUCUUUAUCGAUAGAGAAAUAUUUUUAAGUGAGAAUUGAAUUUAGCACAUUCGUAAAUAUUGUUAUUUUAAUUAUUUUAUAGAAAACAAUGUUUUCUUCUAUAUACUACAUAAUUUCGUAUGUAUAAAAAUAGCACAGACAACGCAUAUAAUUUCUUUCAAAUGUCUUGCAUAUUGUGGAGAAUUUAUGCAGAAUGACUCUUAAAUUUUAAUGAUUUUAUUGCUGCAGUACAUUUUUAUUACUUUCGGAUUUUGUAUAAUAUUAGACUAUUUGUUGCAAUUAGUUAUAUAUACUAUACACUUGAUAUAUUAAAAAGAUUAAUACAUAUUUAUAUAAUUUUUAGUUAUUUUAUAACUAAAUAUUGAAAGUAGACAUGAAUAUAUUUCAAAUAAUUUUGACUUGACGGUAAUAUUACCAAAUUAUAUGCAUAUCUUGCAUUUUGCUCAUUUCGAAACUUCCUAAAUGCUUUUUUUCUAAAGAGAAGUGUUACAUAAAAUAAAAAAACCUGUGAAUAAAAAGAAUAUCUAAACUAAAUUUUUCAUUGGCAACAAAGAAAGUAAAUAGAAAUUUUGUAUUAUUUAAUUUAUUCAUUUUCAUAUUGCAGGAAAAGUUUAAAACCCACAGUUAGUACCAUUCCACAUUCAAUCAAGUUCUGCAUCAUGCAUGCAUUUAUCGAUGGUAGCAACAUUGAAAACAAAACGUCGUAACAUUCUUUCAUAUUUAAUAACAGAAUAUAUUAUAAAGAGAUUAUAAUAAUAUAUAUUCUCAGUAUAAUUAUCAAUUAACUUGAAAAUGUGAGGUACAAAUAAUCAAAUUCGUAUAACAAAGUUUAAAUUGAUCAAAUAAAGAAACACUGCAUAUUAAUUAAACACAAUUGCAAGUAUUGUAAAAAAAAA
This is a messenger RNA of Ooceraea biroi (clonal raider ant), 3027 nucleotides long. RefSeq names its product Caseinolytic protease chaperone subunit (gene ClpX). Lineage: Eukaryota; Metazoa; Arthropoda; Insecta; Hymenoptera; Formicidae. Gene Ontology annotation, cellular component: mitochondrial matrix. The record is from RefSeq and is a predicted model, not a curated record. Gene Ontology annotation, molecular function: zinc ion binding; protein dimerization activity; ATP binding.